GUCACUUAUGCGCGCGGCCGAGGAGGGGGCGGGGCCGCGCGGGUUCUGUGCACACUCGCGCCAUGAGCGAGGCGGACGGGCUGCGGCAGCGCCGGCCUCUGCGGCCGCAGGUGGUCACGGACGAUGGGCCAGCCCCGGAGACUGAGGAGGGCAGCUCUUUUAGUGGCCGAGUUUUCCGAGUGACCUUCUUGAUGUUGGCGGCUUCUCUCACGGUUCCUGUGCUCGGAGCCAUGGUACUGCUGGACUCUCCCAUAGACCCACAACCUCUCAGCUUCAAAGAGCCCCCUCCCUUGGUUGGUGUACUGCAGCCAAAUACAAAGUUACGACAGGCGGAAAGGCUAUUUGAAAAUCAACUUGUUGGACCAGAAUCUAUAGCAAAUAUUGGGGAUGUGAUGUUCACCGGGACUGCGGAUGGCCGGAUCCUCAAGCUGGACAACAGUGAAGUAGAAGUCAUAGCUCAGCUUGGCUCGGGCCCCUGCAAAUCCCCUAAUGACGAGCCUGCUUGUGGGAGACCGCUGGGUAUCCGGGCAGGGCCCAAUGGGACCCUGUUUGUGGCUGAUGCCUACAAGGGACUAUUUGAAGUGAAUCCCUGGACACGUGAGGUGACUCUCUUGCUGUCCUCAGAGACCCCUGUUGAGGGGAGGAAGAUGUCCUUCGUGAAUGACCUCACAGUAACUAGGGAUGGGAGGAAGAUUUAUUUCACAGAUUCUAGCAGCAAAUGGCAAAGACGAGAUUUUCUACUCCUGAUUAUGGAAGGCACCAAUGAUGGGCGCCUGCUGGAGUACGACACGAAGACCAAAGAAGUCAAGGUCUUGCUGGACCAAUUGCGGUUCCCUAAUGGGGUGCAGCUCUCUCCUGCUGAGGACUAUGUCCUGGUGUCAGAGACGACAAUGGCAAGGAUUCAGAGAUACUACAUCUCUGGCUUGAUGAAAGGAGGGGUGGAUCUGUUUGUGGACAACCUUCCCGGAUUUCCAGACAACAUCCGGCCCAGUGGCUCCGGAGGGUACUGGGUCAGCAUGGCCACCAUCCGCCCCAGCCCCGGCUUCUCCAUGUUGGAUUUCUUGUCCAAGAGACCCUUUAUAAAAAGAGUGAUUUUUAAGCUCUUCAGUCAGGAGACUUUGAUGAAGUUGGUGCCGCGGUACAGCCUUGUCCUAGAGCUCAGCGACAGUGGAACCUUCCAGAGAAGCUUGCAUGACCCUGAUGGCCAGGUGGUCACCUAUGUCAGUGAGGCACAUGAGCACAACGGACACCUGUACCUGGGCUCCUUCAGGGCCCCAUUCCUCUGCAGACUCAACCUCCAGUCCCUGUAGCUGCCAGGCUGUGGCUCUGGGCAUCAGAGUCCUGUUCCAUGGACGUAGCCCUCUUCCCAUGUGUCACAGCCCUGGCCCGGCUUUGUGUUGAGCAGGAAGGUCCAUCUGUCACAUGGAAUGGAUGAGUGUUUCCUCUGGAUAGAACUUUUUCAAGUCUGGAGCACUCGGGAGCCCCUAGAUGGAGGGCCUGGGGUCCAGUAGAUUGAGUGUCACACGAGCUGUUGGGAGGUUGUCCCACCAUUUUCCAUCUGUGCUAUAAAGCGGGGUGAUCUUUUUCUUGGGAGGGCAGCGUGGGAGAGGUGGGGAGAAUGUGCAAAGGUGUGGUGAGGCGGGGCUGCGUGCUCAGGUGUCAGGACUGCAUGUUCCUGGCCACAGAUCCAGCCCUGGUUCUUGGGUGUCCCCCUCUCGCUCUGCUCUGCUGACCGACCUCUGUCCUGGAGGCUGCCCAACACCUCUGUGUCUGCGUGGGUGCCCAGGAGAAGCAUGUGGAUUCUGGUGCACUGAGAGGACCCACCCUGAACUACUGGCUGGUGAAUUGCAGGACUGGGAGCUCAGACUCAUGGGGGGCACCAGGGACAGGCUUGUGGCCACCAUUGUGCCUCACAUCUACAGGUUCCAGGAGAGCAUGUGGCCACCUCCCAUUUGUCUGAGGGCCAAGCCCUGAGUGCUGUGAGCCUUGACAGAUAUGUAUGUACACCCCUGGGUCCUCAUUUGGAAGAGCCACUCGAUCAUUAAAUGACUAUUAAAUGACUAUUUUACUGAUAA
Molecule: messenger RNA, 2075 nt
Organism: Sorex araneus (European shrew)
Lineage: Eukaryota; Metazoa; Chordata; Mammalia; Eulipotyphla; Soricidae
Gene: APMAP
Product: adipocyte plasma membrane associated protein
Exons: 9
Coding region: 63-1310 (415 amino acids)
Biological process (GO): biosynthetic process
Molecular function (GO): strictosidine synthase activity
Source: RefSeq, a predicted model, not a curated record